UUUUUAAGUAGGCAAUCGGUCUUUCCUGUAAGAAACUAAGUAAGAAACUAAGUAAGUAAGCAAGUAUUUUCCUUUAAGAAACUAAGUAGUCUAAGCAAGAAGUAUUUUCCUUGAAGGAACUACGUACGUUAGUAAGUAAGCAAGAAGGAAGGAUUGGGUAGGUACCUAAGUGGGAUUUUUGACUGUCAGUCUUGUUUUGGAUAUCUGUGGAUUUUGGGUUAAAUCGUGGGUGGUAUUUAAUUUCAUCUUCAUUUCAUCAUUACUAGUAUUGUACGGCCAUCUCGCCGAGCAUUAUACCGUGGAGAUAGUUCCGCGGUGUUUUUCGGUGAGGUAUAUUGCCGGUUUAAGUGUAGUCCUUUAGUGUUACUUAGUAGGGUUUAGUUUUGGCCCGCUCGCUGACGCUGUUCACCGUGGAGAUAAUUCCGCGGUGUUUUUCGGUGAGGUUUAGGGUUUCAGUAUUUACCUGUCAGGCACUUAGUAAGCUAUUAGGAAACUGAGUAGGGUAUUAUUAAGUAAGCAAGAAGGAAAGAUUGUAUGUGUAUUUAAUUUUAUCAUUUGGCUAUUUAAUCGUUGCUGAUUUAAAGCCGGUUAUGGCCUCAGAGAAGGUUAAAGUGAAUUAUGGGACUGAGGAGGCUUUACUGGCCGUUGUCGAUAAAACAAAGUCUGGCAAAAUUAUUAGUUGGAGGGAGCAAUGUGGUAACUUAACAGAGGAGUUAUUUUUGCAGUGUCCCCGUCUCCAUGAAGCCAAGGAGCUUUUACGUUUAUUUGAUUUUGAGCCUUAUCAGGCUAGGAUAGUUAAACCUACAGAUGGAGGCCCAGCUGGGCCUGUAGCUAGUUCUACGGCUGAGCAACAGCAGGGGAGGAGCUCGCCGCAACCGGCCAGCUCCCCAGCCGAGCCCACAGCCGAGUAUCGGCUUAGGGCCGUUGACUGUCCGCCGUCCAGGGAAUCCCCGCCCGACAGGUCUUAUCCUCCUAGGGAAUCCCCGUCCAGAGAACCCCCACGUAGGGAUUAUUGUUAUCCCCCUUCUAGGGAAUCCCCUUCUAAUAAUUAUGGUCCGCCUUCCAGGGAACCCCCACGUAGGGAUUAUGUUUAUCCCUCUUCCAGGGAAUCCCGAUCCGACAAUCAGUAUCCUCCCAGGGAAUCCCCACCAGGGGGUCAGGGAGAGUACCGGUCGCAGGGGCGCCGGGAUUGGCCCCCCCGUCUGCCGAGGUCACUUAAUUACGAUGGGCGAACAAGUUGGCAUUCCUUUCUCAGGAAGUUCACCAGUUAUGCUGUAUCGUGUCAGUGGAGCCCAAGCGAGUGUUUGGACGCACUGGGCUGGUGUUUGGAGGGGUCGGCCUCAGAGUGUUUUUCGAACCUUAGGGAUAUGGGCACUAAUUCUUAUUACCAUAUGUUAACAGCGAUGGGGCGUCGGUUUGGGGCUACCCGAUUUCCGGAGGAGGCCAUAGCCGAAUUUCGAACGGCUCGCCAACUCCCGGAGGAGUCUCUUCUUGGGUGGUCCGAUCGGCUCCAAGCUUUGUCCUUUGAAGCUUUUGGGUGGGACCAACGGGGUGACAGCACUCAAAUGGUAUUGCAGUUAUGCCAGGGUUGUACGGAUAAGGCGGCGGGUUUAACAGCUCUCAAUACGCGCCCGAAGUCCGUCGAGGAGGCCCUGGAAGCCAUCAGGUGGGCGCAACAUACCCAACGUGUUGUUUAUGGGAGCGAGGCUCGCCGUACGUAUUCGGCUUCUCGGCAGCAGGUGCAGCAGACUUGCAUGUACGAUCAGGAGGUGGACAGGUAUGAUACGGUAAUUUAUCAUCAUAGGCAACCCCAUCCCCUAAAUCGUUCCCCAACAGUUUCCAAAGGUCAAGAUGUUCCCCGUCCGGCUCCCGUGGAGGACCGGGGGAAGGUCACAACGCCUUUUGAAGUUCAGGCCAGGAAUGACAUUGGCUAUUUAAAAGAGGAAGUCGCCAGUCUUAAGACGCAUGCGUACAAUACCGAUUGUAUGCUAGAAGAAAUACUGAAGACUGUUAAGUCUUUGGAGUUUUCUAUGCUUUCCAAUGCCCGCCCUCUAUCUCCCGUGGCUACUGGUGUUCCGGAAAACCUGGAGGGAUCGGAGAGCGAGGCCGAUCUCCGAUCUGGAAACCGAGAGGCCUACAAUCGGUAAAUACUGGGGUAGUUAAUGUUAGUGACCCGCCUGACUCUUCGGUCGGUCCCUUGGACAAGGUAGUUAAUGUUAGUGACCCGCCUGACUCUUCGGUCGGUCCCUUUGUCAAGGUGAAUAAUGUUAGU
Messenger RNA from Strongylocentrotus purpuratus (purple sea urchin), 2272 nucleotides. RefSeq lists its product as uncharacterized. Bases 591 to 2147 code for a protein of 518 amino acids. The record is from RefSeq and is a predicted model, not a curated record. The transcript is spliced from 2 exons. NCBI's taxonomy places the organism in Eukaryota, Metazoa, Echinodermata, Echinoidea, Camarodonta, Strongylocentrotidae.